GUGGUGAUCAAACAGCUCGGCGGCGGCGAGCGGAGGAGGAGGCCAAUGAAAAGUGAAAGGGAGGCGGAAACCUGAGAGCGCGGGGGGAGGGGCGGAGAGAAGCCCGGCCUGACGCCGUGGAGAUCUCGGUAAAAGAGCGGUGGACCGAAGGGCAUCGGAAAGUGAGGGCCUUUCCCCCCUCCCCUACCCUACCCCUCAGCGUGCCUGCUGCGGUGUUAAUUCGCCACCCUGAAGCCUAUGACCGCCUCUGUUUACGCUGAUCUCGAUUCGCUGGAGUCGCUCCUUGAUGAGUUGCCCUGUAUGUUUUACGUGGGGUUGUUUUUUGUGAAUGUGCUCAUCCUCUACUAUGCCUUCCUGAUGGAGUACGUCCUCUUCAAUGUGGGAAUUGUCUUCCUUCCCGACGACUUCGACCAGGCUCUAGUUGACCUCGGAGUCUUGUCGGAUCCGGCAUCGGUUGUCUAUGACACAGACGGCGAAGUGGAUGUCUUCGAUGGCUACUUCGACUAAAAGCAAUAAUAAACUCCUCCUCACAUACUCAGUUAAUGAUACCAGUAUUUUUUGCUUAGCACAGAAGUGGGCAGCUACUGUGUAUCAGAUGCGAAUGACAAACCUCGGUUUGUCAACAAGGCACUUGGUCGCUGAAGUACAGGAUAAUUAUCUGCCAGCCGUUUCUGUGGCUGUUGUGGGCCGGUUGCUCUUUCAUAAUUGUGCAAAGAUUGCAAAUAAUGAUAUGGAUUGCGAUAUAUUUCAGAGCAUUUAUCUGUUUGUAAUAAUGGUCUUCAUUGCAAAGCAGAACUGCGGCUCCAGGAUUUAUUAAACAAUGCAGCCUGACUUGAGUAUUCACAGCUAUUUUGCUUAUUUUUUUCACUUUAUCAAAUGUAUUAUUCAUCUGUACAAUUGAGCUGUUUUCUAUAGAGAGAAACAUUCUAUUAACUUACCACACACAACAGAUGGGGAAUGAUAAUUGGAGACGUUCAGCCUCAGGAGAGUCACUUUGAAUCGCACAUGGAGAAAAAAAGGCUUUAAACGCCAUAUGGAUUAGUUAACCAUCAGCAAUACAAUGCAAGAAUUCUGCGCUGGAUACCCAACUCCCGUGCAAGGAACCAUAACAUUUCAACAUUUUGCACCGCUGCAUCUCAACACUGAACUAAGUUAUCAUGUGUACAGUCCUUGCAGCUUUUAGCAAGCUAUUAUAUGGGUUGAAUAUUACUAAGCUUAUUGUAACACAAGGAUUUACUUUAUUCACGUUUCAGUAUAUACUAAGGCUGGAAUGUAAGUGGGUUAUCAAUAACUUAAUAUAAUUUACUGAAUUAAGUCAUAUUUUUGUUACUGCCACUCCUGUAAAUGAUGUAUGGUUUAUCAUGAAUCUGUUAUAUUAAAUAUAAGACAUUCAUUUAAUAACUGAUUUAAUAAUUUGCAGUGCCUGUUACACUUGUAGCUGGUGCAGUAAAUUUGUAUUUUCAGUGUUAUAACUGUUAUACUUACUUUCAUAGCCCAUGUAACAUCAUGUUAUUUUAUUUUGAAAGUAUUGCAUAAUCUGGCCAAUGGAUUUAAAUACGUCCCUUGCAUUUUUUUCCUGAACUUUUAUUCCCACAGCAGCUGAAAUUUCUAUUGUCCUGUUAAGGAUUUAAGCAAAAUAAAAACAAAUUUCAUAAUGUUACAGAA
Molecule: messenger RNA, 1665 nt
Organism: Hypanus sabinus (Atlantic stingray)
Lineage: Eukaryota; Metazoa; Chordata; Chondrichthyes; Myliobatiformes; Dasyatidae
Gene: dexi
Product: Dexi homolog (mouse)
Exons: 3
Coding region: 238-507 (89 amino acids)
Source: RefSeq, a predicted model, not a curated record